AUGCGGGAAAUUGUUGAUUGGCGGGCGGCGACGGUGUUUGCACACAUUUCGCAUCGCGUACACCGUAUACCCAUUUUUGAAUGUGUGUAGUUCUCGUGGACGAUUAUUUUUAUUUUCCGCGCGGUGGUUUUUGAGUGCGAAGGGGUUUUAGGGGUCGAAAUCGUUGAAUUCCGGGCUUCUCAACUUCUAGAUCUUGUCAAGUUUGAUAGAUUUGUCAUGAAAAUCAUCGAUUUAGGCAGUUGCAGGUGAAAAAAUUUGCGGUUUUUUGGAUUUUCAGCUGAAAAUUCGUUAUUUUGUGUAUUUUUAGUGGAAAAUUUUGAUUUAAAUGUUUCCACGUGGAAAUUUUAAUUCAGCUUCUCCUCGAGAACUACACAUUUCUUUCCCUCCUCCUCCGAAAAAAACCAUCAAUCUUCAUUUCUCUGCCCCCUCUCACCCCAUCUCCUCUACGUCUCUGCCACAACCCUCUCACCAAACUUUUUCUCUCGCCACUCUCUCAUUUCGCAGUGCUCUCUCGCCACUCACAAUAUGUUCGUUUUCCUCUCGGUUUUUUCGAUUUUUUGAAAUUUUUGGGGUGUUCCGCGCGCGCGGAAACGUGGAAUUGUUCUGAUAUGAAAAUUUUUGCGCGCGCGGAAAGUCAUAAAAUCCGCAAUUCUUAUCAAAUCGCAUAUCUUUUCACUAUUUCUUCUCACAUUUUUAUAUUUUAUAUAUAUAAUAAUAUUUUCCCCGAUUUUUGCAGGCAAAAUCAAUAAAUUCUGAUGGAAAAAUAGUGGAAUUCGAUAGGGAAAAAUCAUAGAAAAUGUGAGUUUUAGCCCCUAUUUUUUGCUGAAAAUCUCGAAAUUUUCAGCCAAAAAUCUCAAAAUUUUGCAGCUAAAAAUGUCUUCGCGCCAUUUAUUGGUCUCGAGUGGAAAUAACACGUUGAAUUCCGAGCAGAUUCGCGCCGAAAUUCAUCGAUUUGAAAGUGUGCAUCCGAGUAUUUAUCAGGUAUCGAUUUUUGGUGGAUUUUUGACACGAAAAAGGUGGUCUUGGAGCGAAAAUUUGAAUUUUGGCGCCAAAAUUGAUAUUCAAAAAAUUUUUAAAAAUUCAAAUUUUCCGCCUUGUUUUUGACCGAGUUACUGUAGUUUUUGGCGGCAAAAAUCCACUUGGAACAAAAAUUCGAAUUUUAUUUUGAAAAUUCAAUUUUCCCGCCAAAAAUAAGCUAAGAUUACUGUACUUUUUCCCGCCAAAAAUUAAUUUUAAAAUAUUUUCAAAAUUCAAAUUUCCCGCCUAUUUUUGACCGAGUUACUGUAGUUUUUGGCGGCAAAAAUCCACUUGAAACUAAAAUUCAAAAUUUAAUUUCAAAAUUCAAUUUUCCCGCCCAAAAAUAAGCUAAGAUUACUGUACUUUUUCCCGCCAAAAAUAAGCUAAGAUUACUGUACUUUUUCCCGCCAAAAAUUAAUUUUAAAAUAUUUUCAAAAUUCAAACUUCUCGCCUAUUUUUGACCGAGUUACUGUAGUUUUUGGCGGAAAAAAUGAAUCUUGAAACAAAAAUUCAAAAUUUAUUUGAAAAUUCAAUUUUCCCGCCCAAAAAUAAGCUAAGAUUACUGUACUUUUCCCGCCAAAAAUUAAUUUUAAAAUAUUUUCAAAAUUCAAAUUUCCCGCCUAUUUUUGACCGAGUUACUGUAGUUUUUGGCGGCAAAAAUCCACUUGAAACUAAAAUUCAAAUUUUAUUUUGAAUAUUCAAUUUUCCCGCUCAAAAAUAAGCUAAGAUUACUGUACUUUUUCCCGCCAAAAAUUAAUUUUCAAAUAUUUUCAAAGUUCAAAUUUCCCGCCAAAAAUAAGCCCAGGAUUACUGUACUUUUUCCCGCCAAAAACCCUUUUUUUCUCAGAUUUACGACCUAUUAAAUCUACUUCCGGAAGGCUAUGAUGUACUUGGAACCCAACUGAGAGAACAAGUUGUUGCUAUUGAAGGUAAGUGGAUUUUUUUUGGAAAUUUUUGGAAAAUAAUUGGGUUUGGAAGUUUUUUGAGCGAAAAUUUGGAAUUUUUGGCUGAAAAUUGACUGAAAAUCCCAGAUUUUAUCGAUUUUUCCCCUCACCCAAAGCAGGUGUAAAUUUGCAUAUGAGAAUCCACUGAACCGUAUGAUUUUUGCCUCAUUUUCUUAUCUAAAAUUCGAAAUUUCCCCUAAAUUUCACCCAAAAAUCGAUAUUUUUAAUAAGUUUUUAAUUAUUACCCGAUUUUCUUCCUUUUUCCCUCCAAAAAUUUGUGUUUUUUUGGGAGAAAAGAUGAAAAUGUUGACCUCGAAAAAAAGAAUGAAUAAAUAUAUCCUUGAAAUUUGUGGCCAGCAGAAAAUGAGGCAAAUUUCGGUGAAAAUCUAUAUUUUUAGCUGAAUUUUUCCGGAUUUUCAGCCAAAAUUUUGGAUUUUUCAGCCAAAUUUGCUCUAGAAGAAGAGGAAAUUGAAAAUUCUCAUUAUUUUUUUGCUGAAAACGCAUUAUUUCUGCCAUUUUUCCUAUGCUUAAUUAAAUAUUUAAUUAAUUCAUCAAUUUUCUUCUUUUUUGCGUUAUUUUUGGCGUUUUUUGAGGUGAAAUAGGCUGAUUUUAGGCCUGUUUAGGCCUGUUCAGGCUGAAUUGAUUUAGGAUUGAUUUAAGGUACUUUUAGGCUUGGUUUAGGAUGAAUUUUAGGUACUUUCAGGCCUGGUUUUUAAGGUACUUUUAGGAUGGGUUUAGGCAUAUUUUUAGGCCCAUUUAGGCUGUGCUAAUCAGGCCUGGUUUUUAAGGUACUUCUAGGCUUGGUUUAGGAUGAAUUUUAGGUACUUUCAGGCCUGGUUUUGAGGUACUUUUAGGCUGAAUUUUAGGUAUCUUGAGGCCUGGUUUCUAAAUGUACUUUAAGGCUUGGUUUAGGCUGAAUUUUAGGUACUUUCAGGCCUGGUUUCUAAAGGUACUUUAAGGCUUGGUUUAGGCUGAAUUUUAGGUACUUUCAGGCCUGGUUUCUAAAGGUACUUUAAGGCUUGGUUUAGGCUGAAUUUUAGGUAUCUUCAGGCCUUGUUUUUGGUUAGGCACGGCUUAUUUUAGGCCCAUUUAGGCCCGGUUUUUAGGUACUCUCAGGCCUGUUUUUGAUGAUUUUCAAGCCCAAAUUUCCCAAUUUUUAGGCAUAUCUUAGGCUGCUCAGUUAAUUAAAUAUUUAAUUAAUUAAUCAAGCAUCUUCCCCCCUCUUUUGACUUUUUCUGUCAAUUUUUCAUUGGUGUAAGCACCUGUCGCCCAAAUAAUAUCCACCAAAUUGUGUAAUUAUUAAUGGUGUCAUUGACCUGCGCUCUUUUUUUGUUGUUGAAGACACAAAAAGCCGAAGGUCAGCUGGACGAGGCUCGAUUUUCAUUUUGGCGCACGAUCAAAUUGACCGAGGUACUUUCAGGUCUGGGGUUAGGCUUAUUUUAGGCUGGGUUUUAGGCUUAUCUUUGUAUACCAUAAUUUUCAGUCUUUCUCAGGCUUCUAGUUAGAUAGGCCUAUUUUAGGCUAGGUAAAUUUUAGGCCCCCUUUUCCCCAAUUUUUUUUUGCAUCUGGCAACAUUUGGUUUUUUUUCGUUCUUUCUUUGUCUCUCCGAUUUUUUUUUUGACAAAAAAAUCUUUCCCGGAACAAUACGAUUAUUUUUUGAAAAACAAUAUGCAAAUUUUCCAAAAAAAUUGUAUUUUUGACGAAUUUUUUCCCCAAAUCCGAUUUCUAUCGAUUUUCCAUUGAGUUUUGGUCGAGUUUUCCUCUGAAAUCGGAUACGGUCAUUUUUCUGAUCUAACACACUUCAAAAUUUUGGGUGUCUGGCGAAAAAAGGCGGCGAACGAACGAACGAAGAUUUGAUGUGAGUGAAAGAGACUGGCAUCAGAUUACAUAUACGCCGUUUUUAUUAUUUUGUAAAUAUAUAUAUACAAUAUAUCCGCUUUUUGGUGCGAAAAAUUACCGUAGUUUUGGUGGAUUUUUGGCGCGAAAAAUAGGUCAAAAGUACGGUAGUUUUGGUGGAUUUUUGGCGCGAAAAAUAGGUCAAAAGUACGGUAGUUUUGGUGGAUUUUUGGCGCGAAAAAUAGGUCAAAAAGUACGGUAGUUUUGGUGGAUUUUUGGCGCGAAAAAUGUACAGUAACCUUUGAUUUUUGGUAGAUCAAAAAGUGUAUACAUUUUCCAUUCAGAAAUUUUCUUUUUUCAUUUUUUUGUUUGCCCAACUUAUUAGCUUCUUCUUUCCUCGUUUUCUCCUCACUUUCAUCAUUUUUGGCGCCAAAAUCACGAUUUUUCAUUAAAGGCGCAUGCACCUUUAAAGAGAAAAUGCCACUUGUACGAAACUACGACUACGAUUAUGACUAUAAUUAUUGGCCGAAGCCUAAUCUGAGCAAUUCGACAAUUCAUCUGGAUAGCGAUUUCGAAAAGCCACCACAACGAAAAUGGCGCGAUAUGUUGUUCGGGGAGCGAGACGCGCGGAAAAGCCGCGCGUCCCGCUCGCUGACACGUGUCGUUUUCCACGUGCCGCUUCCGCUUCCGCAGCCGGUAAUGGCGCAGAACUACGCGAACUUGCCGAAGAUGGGAGUGAGACGAAGGAUUUUGAGAUCUGCCACGUGUCAUGGUAUUAGAUUUUGUGGGGAAACUUCCAAACCCAAUGAAUUUCAGAGAUUUUCAGAAAAAUUAUCGAUUUUUUGCAGACUCUUUUGUGAAUUCACACGAAUGGACAUUGUCGAGAUCGAUUAGUGAAAUGAGAUUGGUAAGUGAUGGGAUUUUGGGUCUCGGGGCGAAAAUUUGAUGCUACAGUACCAAAAUAUCAUAGAAAAUGCCACGUCAUAACCUCUUGGAACCUAGCCAAAAAAUAGACAUUUGUUCUAUUUUUUCCUUUACUAAUCCUCCCCCUCUUAUUAUUAUUAUUAUUUUCUUGUUCUUGACAGGUGUUUCUUUCUUUAUUGUAUAUUGUUUGCUGCAAAAAUAAAUAGUCUUGAGAUUAGUUAGCCCAACUCGCCCAAGAAAAUCAUAAUAGCAGUAAUGCGUCACCUUUAUUUUUUUGUUGUUGCGCAAACUGGGCACUUUUGGCACAGAUUGCGAUCUCGCAAAGUUAAUUAGUUAGAUUGGUGUAAGGUGUGAGCAUUUUUUUAUUGUUUGUGCCAGAAAUUUUUGAGCUCUAGGUCGAAUUUUGGCGCGAAAAAUGAAAAUUUGAGUAAUUUUUUUGUAGAACGAACGAUUUUUCACGUUCAGUGCGAGAAUUUUUCAACCAAAAAUUAUCCACGUGUCACUGUUUCCAACAGAAAACUCCACGUGGAUUUUUUUUUGACCUACAACUCCAAAAUCCGCUAUUUUCUAUCCGGAUUUGCACCAAAACCUCACCCCGGGUUACCAAAAUCUUAAAGGUGUUAAUUAACUUUUCUCCCCCCGCCCACCAUGUUUUUGGUGUCACAUUUUUCUCCUAUUUGACUUAGCCUAAGAUUUAUCCGAUAGAUAAGAUUAGAUCUAACUAAUGUUAUGACAUAAUCAACAUUUUUGAAUAAUUAACUUGUUCUAAUUUUUUAUUUAGCUAAUUCGCGCUAAAACCUGGCAGUUUUGCGCUAUUUACAGUAAACUUGAUGUUUGAUCGCUUAGGCAUCAAACUAGAAAUAGUCAUUAGGUUCUCACACCUUAGUUUGCCGGCAUCUCCUUUUAUCUUCUUGGGUGGUCUUCCCAAAAAAUUUGUUACAAGUUUUUUUUAUUAGUUACUAUGAUACAACCGCCUUGUACUUGGUGUAAAAAUACCCGGUGAUUUUUGGUCAAAAACACGUCUAACCCCAUCAUUUUACAGGGAAUUGUUGGAACUACACAGUCUGGCAAAACCUCCUUAGUACACCGUUAUUUGACUGGAACCUAUACGGCUGAAGAGAGUCCCGAGGGUGGAAGAUUCAAGAAGGAGGUGGUUAUCGAGGGACAAAGUCAUUUGUUGUUGAUUCGAGACGAGGGACAGCAACAUUUGGAUGUGCAGGUUAGAGGAAAAAUUGCCACGUCAUAGGUCACUUAGUGGAAAAUCAGAAAACUUUGAAUUUUUGCACAAAAAUCUAGACAAAAAAGGCUAUGGCUAUUUUUGAAAAUUUCCGAAAAUCCCUAACACCCUUAAACAUCUACGUUACAGUUCUGUCAGUGGGUAGACGCAGUGGUUUUCGUGUUCUCAGUGUGCUGUGAACAAAGUUUCGAAAGUAUCCGCCUGUUGGCGCAUGAAAUGAGCAAAUAUCGAAACAUUUCUGAUAUCCCGCUAUUGCUCAUUGGAACCAAAGAUAAUCUAUCGGAGAAAAAGGGACGAAUCAUUUCGGAAGAAGAGGGAAGACAUAUGGCUUCGCAAAUGAAACGAUGUGCUUAUUAUGAGACGAGUUCUACCUAUGGAACGAAUGUCGAACGGGUUUUUAAAGAUGGUAGGUUACUUUAACUCAUUUCCCCCGAAAAUAAGUACAUAAUUGAGGAGGAUUAAAGUUGUUUUCGAUUUUUUCGUCCCAAAAUUGAAAUUUUUAUAUUAUUUAUUCACAUUUUUAUAUAUUUCCUCUUUUUAUUUGUAUGUAGUGUUUUCAAGUUGAACACGAGACAUGAAAAGCAAACAAAGACUCUCGCCCCAAAAACUUUUCACUUUUUAGUCGAUUUUUUAAAGAUUUUUUGGUGUCAAGAGAUCUUGUUUUUCUAAAAAUUCGCUAUAAAUGAGAAUUUUCCUCAAGUAUGUACUUAUUUUUCGUACUUUUUCGGUGUUUAGAAAUGCAUUGGUGUUUUUGUUUGUUUUUUUUUUUGCAAGGGGAGAUUUUUUGAGCUUUUUAUCUGGAAUUUUAGAAUUUCCUAUUAUCGCCCUUGAAAAGUGUCUACUUUCUGAAGAUCCCUUUCGAACAAUUUUCAUAUCUGAAAAUGGAAAUUCUGGAAUUUCAGCAUUUUUUUCUAGUUCUGAUUGUGAGCACAAUUUUCUAUAACUAAUCAAAUUUUUCUCUGAAAUCCCAGAAUUUCCGAUUUUCGCCCUUGAAAUUUGCAGAAAUUCUGAAGAUCCCCUUCAGAUUUCAAACAAUUUUCAUCUCUGAAAAUGGAAAUUCUGGAAUUUCAGCAUUUGUUGUUAGAUCUGAGUACAAUUUUCUAUAACUAAUUUCGUGAAAAAUUCAACACUUCAAAUUUUUCUCUGAAAUCCAAGAAUUUCCGAUUUUCGCCCUUGAAAUUUGCCGAAAUUCUGAAGAUCCCCUUCAGAUUUCAAACAAUUUUCAUCUCUGAAAAUGGAAAUUCUGGAAUUUCAGCCUAUCUUCAUUUCACAAGACAUAUCUCUGAUUUUCAGCCUGCUGUAAAAUCAUUCAACACCGAAUACGCAACACUUUUGGAGUAUCCGGCCCCCAAACCCGAACUCCAACACCAACACAUUCAGAUUUACGACAAAAAGAUUAUCAGGUAGGCGCGAGAUCUUUGAACUUGUAUAAUUUCUCGUCUUUUUCGUACCUCAAGUGUUUACAGAAAUACUUGAAGAGAAUUGUGUGUUUUUUGAGAGAGAAAAAGUUUUGAACAGUUUUUUCCCCUAACUUCCGAAUUUCUAGGAUCCAAGGUACAUGUCAACUGCUGUUUUUGCGGCUCCUUCCUCAGCCAGACAAUCACAAUCACAAUCCAAUUAUAUUUCGACAAAUUCAUCGAGAAGAAGUGGAUUAAUUCGAGGAAGUAUGUCGGAAAAUGUGAGACCUUCCGGAUCGAAUCAAUAUCCUCCUCAACAAUCACAACAACAACAAUAUUCGGCAUAUCGAACCAGCUCAUCGGCUGCGAUCUCACCGUCAGCAUCGCAAAAAUCGAUACAUUCGACGAUGAAUGGUGUACGAUCGUCAGCCGCAUUGCUAGACUCAAAUGACUAUUUCAAUGAACAACAAGGUUCGCCGGCAACACCGCUUGCCACGUCAUCGCAGGUUUCCGCGUCGACGUCGCAUUUGCCAACGCCUAGCUCGACACCGAAUACGCAGCGCAAAAAUCGCAGGAUUUCGAAUAUUUUUGUGAGUUUUUGGGGGGAAAUUUCAUAAAAUUCUAUGAAAAUAGGCCCAAAAAUGAAUUUUUCACGAAAAUAACUGAUUUUCACCCAAUUUUCAACAUUUUUUCGUGAAAUCUUCACGUGAACUCCUAAAUCCCUUUUUCCUAUUUCACAACCCAUUUUUCAAUCUGACAAUCUGUCAAAAACUCAGGUUUUUUCCGAAAAAAUCGAAAAAUGGGCCCAAAAAACAAUAAUUGUGUGCGUUUGUGCGUCGCGGUGUCAAUGCACACAUUCAAAUCUACAGUACCCCGAAAAAUAAAAAUAAUUGUUUUUUUCUCCAGCAACGACCGAAAGAUAGCCACGAGGAGAAGAAUAAAGCGAUUGAAGCGUUGAAUUUGGGAGUUGGAAGAGCAAUUCCAGUCAAACAGGGAUUAUUGUACAAAAAGAGCACGAAAUCGGCACUAAAUAGGUAAUUUUUGAUUAAAAAUUCGAGAUUUUCGGCUCAAAAUACCGGAUUUUUUGCAGAGAAUGGAAGAAGAAAUAUGUAUGCUUGUAUAAUGAUGGAAGAUUGACAUAUCAUCAGAAUUUGAAGGAUUAUAUGGAUAAAACUGUGCAUGGGAAAGAGGUUUUCUUGGGUCUGGCAACGGUUAAAAUAUCGGGGCGGCAAAGACCCAGAAAUACACAAAGAAGUAGUGCAAUUGUGACGAAUUCCGAUGGAACACCAAAGGCUAUUGGAAUGUUUGAUGCGAAUUCGGGUGGAUCGGAUGAUGCGGGACCAUCGAAUCGAAUUGGACAUUUUACACCGCCUGCGCAGCCGAUGACUGUUAUUGGUGAGGGUUUUUUGCUCUAGGAGCUCAAAAUUUAUCAAUUUUUCAUUAAAAAUGAGCCUAAACUUCGAAAAAUAGCUCAGAAAAUGCAAAUUUACGGUUAAUUUGACCCCAGGUCCAGUUAAAGCCAAAUUUUUGGCUGAAAUUGCUCCAGGAGCUGAAUUUCAUCCAUUUUUCAGUAAAAAUGAGCCUAAGAUUCUAAAAAUCUCGAAGUUUCAUCAAAUUUUUUUACAAAAAAAGUUUGGAAGCGUAAUUUUUAGUUGAAAAUUUCGAAUUUUUGCUCAAAAUCUGCCCAUAGAGCAGGAAUUGGCUCAGAAAACGCAAAUUUACAUAAAAUUCGGCCCUACGUCGAUUUUCAGCCAAAUUUUUAGCUGAAAUUGCUCUAGGAGCUGAAUUUCAUCAAAUUUUUGACUGAAAAUCUAGAAUUUUUGCUCAAAAUCUGCCCAGAGAGCUGAAAAUUGGCUCAGAAAACGCAAAUUUACGUCAAAUUUGACUCUAGAUCGAUUUUCAGCACAAUUUCUAGCUGAAAUUGUGCCUCGGGGCUUAUUUUGUGUGAAAAUUUCGAGUUUUGUCUCAAAUUUGAGCCCAAAAGCUCAAAUUUCACCGAAAAUCUUGACAUUUUCCAGGAAAAUCCAAGAAAAAUCGCGGAGAAAAUCGCAAAAAUGCAGACGAAGAUGAAGAAUGCUUCGAAAUCGUCACCCACAAUCAACAGAGAUGGGAAUUCUGCGCAAGUUCGAUGGAAGAACGAGACGAAUGGGUGGCGGCGAUUGAAGAACAGAUUGAAAUUGCGCUGACGAGUCAAAUGAGCCAACCGACGACAAGGAAUAUUGCGAAUAAGGUGAGAAAUGGGGGAAUUUUGAGCUGAAAAUGAGGGAAAAUCGCUGAAAAUUGAGCUGAAACAUGUAUUUUUUAGUGAGAAUGGGGAAUUUUGAGCCAAAAAAUCGAGAAAAUCGCUGAAAAUUGAGCUGAAAACCUGAAUUUUUAGUGAGAAUGGGGAAUUUUGAGCCAAAAAAUCGAGAAAAUCGCUGGAAAUUGAGUUGAAAACCUGAAUUUUUAGUGAGAAUUGGGGAUUUUGAGCUGAAAAUCGAGAAAAUCGCUGGAAAUUGAGCUGAAACAUGUAUUUUUUUAGUGAGAAUGGGGGAUUUUGAGCUGAAAAUCGAGAAAAUCGCUGGAAAUUGAGCUGAAAACCUGUAUUUUUAGUGAGAAUGGGGGGAUUUUGAGCUGAACAACUGAGAAAAUCGCUGGAAAUUGAGCUGAAACAUGUAUUUUUUGUGAGAAUGGGGGGAUUUUGAGCUGAAAAACUGAGAAAAUCGCUGGAAAUUGAGCUGAAACAUGUAUUUUUUAGUGAGAAUGGGGGAUUUUGAGCUGAAAAUCGAGAAAAUCGCUGAAAAUUGAGCUGAAAACCUGAAUUUUUAGUGAGAAUGGGGGAAUUUGAGCUGAAAAUCGCUGAAAAUCGCUGGAAAUUGAGCUGAAAACCUGAAUUUUUCCCCUCAAAAACCUACUGUUUUCCAGGUUCAAGUUCAAGCUCUUCGACAAAUUGAUGGAAAUGAUAAAUGUGCAGAUUGCUCACAGAAUAAUCCAGAUUGGGCAUCGCUAAAUCUCGGAAUCUUAAUCUGUAUCGAAUGUUCAGGAAUCCAUCGGAACCUUGGAAGUCAUGUUUCGAAAGUGAGAAGUUUGGAAUUAGAUGGAUGGCCGAUUGAACAUUUAGCUGUAAUGCAAUCAAUCGGAAAUCGAAAAGCGAAUCAAAUGAUUUGGGAAAAGAAUAUAAUAAUAAGUGGAGGAGAAAAUCGAAAACCGAUUGGAGAAUCGAGUCGAGAAGAAAAAGAGAAAUGGAUUGAGGCGAAAUAUUUGAAGAAGAGAUUUAUUGAAAUUAUUCCGCAGAAUUUGAUGAAGGAAAGUGAAUUGAUUGGAGCUGUGUUGGAUCGAGAUGUUGUUAAGAUUUGUGUGAUGAUGGCGAAUGGAUUGGGAGUUGAACAGGUAAGGGGAAUUUUGGAGUGUUUUGAGCCAAAAAACGUGAAAAUUGGUUGAAAAUGACCUAGAAAUCGAUAUUUUUAGCUGAAAAUUGUGAUUUUUGAGCCCAGAAAACACGAAAUUUGCGAUUUUUAACCCGGGGACCAUCAAAAUUGGAUUUUUCUUGAAUUUUGGAUAUUGGGAGCUGGAAAAUUGGAUUUUUGGCUGAAAAUUGUGAUUUUUGAGCCCGGAAAAGUUGAAAUUUGCGAUUUUUAACUCUGGGACCCGCAAAAUUGGAUUUUUCUUGAAUUUUGGAUAUUGGGAGCUGGAAAAUUGGAUUUUUUGCUGAAAAUUGUGAUUUUUGAGCCCGGAAAAGUUGAAAUUUGCGAUUUUUAACUCUGGGACCAUCAAAAUUGGAUUUUUCUUGAAUUUUGGAUAUUGGGAGCUGGAAAAUUGCAUUUUUUGCUGAAAAUUGUGAUUUUUGAGCCCGGAAAAGUUGAAAUUUGCGAUUUUUAACUCUGGGACCAUCAAAAUUGGAUUUUUCUUGAAUUUUGGAUAUUGGGAGCUGGAAAAUUGGAUUUUUUGCUGAAAAUUGUGAUUUUUGAGCCCGGAAAAGUUGAAAUUUGCGAUUUUUAACCCUGGGACCCCCAAAAUUGAUAUUUUCGAGCUGAAAGUUAAUCAGAACUCAUUCUUUGAAGAAAAUAAUGAAAUACUGUUUUUUUUUUUAGCUGAAAACUUGAUUUUUGGCUGAAAAUUGUGAUUUUUGAUCCCAGAAAAGUUGAAAUUUGGAAUUUGGGACCCUCAAAAUUGGAUUUUUCUUGAAUUUUGGAUAUCGGAAGCUGAAAUAUUGGAUUUUUUGACCCAGAGACCUUGAAAAUUGAAUUUUUUACCUCAGAAAUUCAGAAAAUCCGAUUUUUUGUGAAUUUUUUGACCCAGGGACCAUCAAAAUUGAUUUUUCAACCCAGGACUGCAAAAAUCCGAUUUUUUGACCCUAGGAUUUGAAUUUCUGACCUCGGGACCUUGAAAAUUGAAUUUUUCUGGAAUAUUCAAUCUAGGACCUAGUAAAUUCGAUUUUUUGUGAAUUUUGACCCUAGGAUUGGAAUUUUUGGCCUUGGGACCAUCAAAAUUGGAUUUUUCAUGUUUUUCUCGAUUUUUUUGACCCUAGGAUUCGAAUUUUUGGCCUCGGGACCUUCGAAAAUCCGAUUUUUCAAUGAAUUUUGACCCUAGGAUUUGAAUUUUUGGUCUCGGGACCUUGAAAAUCUGAAAAUCCGACUCGGGACCUUGAAAAUCUGAAAAUCCGACUCGGGACCUUCGAAAAUCCUUUUUUCCUCUAUUUUUUGACCCAGGGACCUUGAAAAUCGCAAUUUUUCACUCUAAACUUCAAAAAAUCCGAUUUUUUGUGAAUUUUGAACCAGGGACCAUCAAAAUUGGAUUUUUCUUGAUCUUUUCCAUCCCGAGACCUUGGAAAUCGCAAUUUUUCACUCAAGACUUCAAAAAAUCCGAUUAUUCUCGAAUUUUUUGAUCCUAGGAUUUGAAUUUUGACCCAGGGACCAUUAAAAUUGAUUUUUAUUGAAUUUUUGAAUCUGGGACCUUGAAAAUCUGCAAUUUUCUCGAAUUUUGAGCUGAAAAUCAGAUUUUCAAGCCCCGAAACUUUAAAAAUUCCAAAAAAUAUCGAUUUUUUCAGAUAAACGCGCCAAUUUCAACAAAAGAUCAUCGAACAGUUCUGCAUCUGGCUUGUAGUAUUGGAUCAUUGGAAAUUGUCCAGAUUUUGAUAUGGGUAAGCGAUUUUUCAACGAUGCUCCGCGUUUACACCAAAAUUUUUGCAGAACAACGCUGAUCUCAAAAUAUUGGACGAACAAGAUCGCUCAUGCCUUUGGUAUGCUCAGAAUUCAGGAUUCCAAGAAUGCAUCGAACUUCUUCAAACCGCCGGAUUAUCACCGAAUUAUGGAUGUCCGAAAAUGAUGAAAAAUGGAUCGAUUGGUGGUGGAAGUAUAGAUAAUUCAAGUGCUAAUGAGGUAAUUUUUAAUCUCUGAAAAAAAUCUGAAAAUUUGGAGCAUUUUGAGCCCAAACAUGAGCAAAAUCUGAAAAUUUUGACCUAAAAUCAUUUUUUCCAGUCCUUCUCAAAUCGCGAUUAUUCAUGUAUUGGAGAUGAUCUCUAUUCCUCCUCAAAUUCAAUACUAUCUCGCCGGCCAGCUCCUCCGCCACCCCCGCAGGUCCCACGACGAAAUCUACAGUACCCCCCGCCUGCGUCUCUAAAUUCCUCCCAACUACAACCAACUUCUGAAUAUGAUAUGAGCAUUAUCUAGUCAAUUUAAUUAUUGAUUUUUUCCCUAGAUCUCGAAGUUUCCGGUCAUUUUUUUUGUUCACUUUUUUUUUCUCCGCCUAUUUUGUGUCGAAUAUACUGCUCUUUUUUUGCCCUAUUUUUAUCUACACUUAUUAUAUUUUUGGUUUUAUGAAGAGAUUUUAAGUUUUUCUCCUGGAAAUUUGGAGUUCACGAAAUUCACGAACGGUAUUUUUAUUUAUUUUUCAACCAUUUUCUCAACACAUUCUCCCCAACUGAAUAAAGUGAAGCUAAAACGCAUUUUUGUGUUUAGAAAUUGCAUCCCAAGACCUUCUAAACAGCCUAAAAGACAAAUGAAAUUGGUGAUUUUCAAAGAAUUUCGAAAAUCAACAAUUUGAUUUUGAAGGGUUGCUCCGCGUUUACGCGAUGAAAAAUGGGUAAAUGUGAGGUUUUUUUUUUUUUAUUAAAUUUAUCUGAACAUUAUAAAAAUUCCAAAAUCGUCCGACACAUUCUGCAUUUUCUACGAAGUGAAUUCACUUUUAUCGAAGUUUCGGUUCAGAUCUUCAAGAAUUUUGUGAGCAUCAACGGAGAUUGUGGUUUUUACAUGUAUUAUAAGAAAUUGGCGCCAAAAUUGUAUAAAAUGGCCGACGUUUUAGAAUGUUCCGAUGUUGUUAGGCAGAAUUUGAAGUGAGUUUGGAUUUGCGGAUGUUUAUAGAUCUUCAUGUUCAGGGAGAAAAUUGCGGAUUUAUUCGUCACAAAUUCCGAAAACAACACCGAACCUUCGUUUGGAAGUGGAAUUCGUGUUGUGGAAGAAGUUGAAGUGAGAUAUUUUUGA
This is a messenger RNA of Caenorhabditis angaria, 13813 nucleotides long. NCBI's taxonomy places the organism in Eukaryota, Metazoa, Nematoda, Chromadorea, Rhabditida, Rhabditidae. The record is from the annotation of a GenBank genome assembly.